Molecule: messenger RNA, 2764 nt
Organism: Thamnophis elegans (Western terrestrial garter snake)
Lineage: Eukaryota; Metazoa; Chordata; Lepidosauria; Squamata; Natricidae
Gene: DISC1
Product: DISC1 scaffold protein
Exons: 13
Coding region: 303-2558 (751 amino acids)
Biological process (GO): cilium assembly; neuron migration
Cellular component (GO): mitochondrion; microtubule; centrosome
Molecular function (GO): protein binding
Source: RefSeq, a predicted model, not a curated record
ACGGCCGAGCCUGGGAUGGCUGGAGCGCGCCAGCUGCACAACAUCUGCGGAGCCGGAAAAGAAGUUCCAGCGCGCCCCAGCUCGGCGGGACGGGGCUGAUUCAACCCAGAGAUUCAACAUUUGUAAUUACCUGUGGAUUCUUAAGAGAAGGUGGAAAAGGAACCAGGGUCCUACAAGACAUAGAAUUUCACCCUCCAUCUGUCAGUGAAUCAAACUAUCUGAGAAACACAGAUAGCACACAAUCAAGAACUUAAGUCCUGUUCUUUGCUGUUUAGACCUCCUACUGCCACAAAUACAACAGAAUGUCCCAGACCCAUGCAACUAUCUUGUCAAAUUCUCCUGCGAUUAACAACCAUAAAGGAUAUGUCUCAUCUGCACGAAGCUUACCUGCAUGGUCGGGCAAGUUGCUAGAUGCAGUGGAGAAGACUUCUGAGGGUGUUAGUUCACAAAAGAAAGAAAGAUUAUAUGCUCAUCAUCAGGAGAAAGGGAGCAACGCCCAGGAACCUGAAAACAAAGAAACUUCCAAUGGUCCUUCCAGUCUUCAGGAUUCCUUUCACUCACAUUUUAGUUUCAUCCAGCUCUCACUCAAUUUAGCCUCUGAAGCUGCUGCAGGUGAAUCAGGAAGUAGGGAAUCUAAAGAAAUUGUGCAACUAGGUGGAAUAGAGAAAACAGAAAAUAUUAAUUUUCAUUUAUCAGGAGAAGCCCAAAGAAUUUCACGAAUGGAAGUGUGGGCUUCACGUAACUCCUUGUGCGAUGAAGUUGGUACCUGUCCCUCAGAAGCUGCAGAAGAUGACAUUUUGCAGGACUGUGGGAGGCUCUCACCUUUCCAUGCAAAUAAUGCAUUCUCUUCUUGCAUGGAUUCUUUAGAGGCAACAUCUGCUGAUUCUUCGGUGACUUCAGGCUAUGAGAGUUGUGGCAUUGCUAGUGACCACAGUUGGGAUUUUCUGAUGAAGGAGUAUGAACCAGUAGUACAGGAAUGUUUGUUGGGCAAUCGUCGUUUAGUAAAGAUAAAAUCCUUGAUAAGAAAACUUCAGAAGCUUCAGGAGAAAGCAGUAGCUGAGGACGACUAUGAGAAAGCUGAUAAAUUUAGAAGAAGACUUGAGGAGCUGCAUAAAGAGAAAAGUUUGCUGAAUUUUCAACUUCCUUCACAGCAUCCUUCCGUUAGCAGCUUCUUGGACAAAUUCAGAGCCUACGUUCAAAUGACAUUGUAUGAGGGAGUUCAUAAGGAAAGGAAUCUUCUUCUUGAAAAAAGUGAUCAGAAGAUAUUAAGCCAUUCUUACCAUGAAAAGAUACAGAUUCCAGGUACAAAACGGGAUCAGCUGUUUGAGGAAAAGAAGUGGAUACAGAAAGAAAUUGAAGUUCUAAGAGCAAAGCUGGUUGUUUUGGAAGCUAAAGAUCAACAAUUAAGGAUAGAAAUUCAAGAACAAGACUGCCAUGUUCAAGAGCAAGUUUAUGAACUGUCUACUUUGCUCAGCUGUGUGUCACUCAAAGAACUGCAGACAAUUGACAAAGCCUUGGCUGAUAUUUUGGUGGCUUCCCAUGAAAUUCCUUACAGGUUGGAUUUUCCAGAAUCUGUCAAAAGGCUUCAAGAAAAAAUACAGUCCCUUAACAUAUCUAUGACGGAGACGGCUGCUGAAGUAUGUACUAAUCAGAGGCUCUGGAGUACGUUAAGGAAAAAAGUGAGUCACAUUGAGAUUCAACUUCCAGCUCUUCUUGAAAUGAAAAUGCUUGCUGCAUCAGGAGGCAAUUUCUCUACUGAUAAAGAUCUUGCAGAAAAAAUCCAAUCACUAACAGCUGAAAGAGACCACCUGAAAGGGCUUCUCAAUGAAUGGUCAACUCUGAAUGCCAAAAAUAUCCAAAAGCUGGAGAGAGCGAAAGAACGUUACAAGAGACUGAAGGAAGAAAUGGAGCAAGAGGAGUUUGUAUUUGAAAAAAAGUUGAAAAAAAACACUCUCAAGUAUAUGGAAGUGCUAGAAGAUAAACUACAAAGCUGUGGAAGAAGCCAUCUUUUAGAAAGAGUAUGUGAAGUUGACUUACAGGCCUGUCAGCUGUUGAUCCAUGGGUUUCUGCUCAACAAAAAUGGCUCUUAUGUUUCGGAGGGAGAAGAGAGCCAGACUGAGGAAACAAAGGAUAUGGAAGAUGCCUUUUUAACCUCAAAGUGGGAACAGUCAAAUUGCUUUUCAGUUAAUAGCUCCAAGCAAAAAUCUUUUCGACACCCCCUUAUUGGGAAGAAACACCAAAGUAUGCCCUGCAAACUGAAAGAGGAAUUCAAUAUGCUUUCUACAGAAUUCAGAGAGAAAUGUGAAAGAAUAAGCAAGAAGCUGGUAUUCUUGGAAGAGCAACUUCAGCUAGCAGCCCGUAGCUAUGAUGAAAACCUUGUUCAGUCUCUGCAAAGAGAGAUCCAGAUGGUGAAGGAAACUCUCCAGGCCAUGCUGGUGCAGCUUCAGUCAACUAAGGAGGCAGAAGAAGAUGCAGCAAAUUUCCUUGGUGACAGCUGGCGUCUGGGAAAGGAAAGCUUAAAGGAGUAUCACACAGGAAGACGGAAGGAAGAUCUUUAAUUCAUGAGGCUUCCUUGCAAGAAUGGAAUGCCAUCUUAUCAGACUUCGAGGAUUUUCACUAUCUCUGCAAAAUUAAUGACAGCCAUUAUUAUGGAGCCGGGGAGAUGGUGAAUAGAAACUGGAGGUCUUCUGAGGGAAAUAGUGGUGCUUGCACAAUUCAGCUGCCAGGUUCUAGAAACAGUUUUCAACAGCAGUCACCCAUCCAU